UAAGAACAUCAUCGGCAGAGUCGAGAACAUGUGGAUUAAAGAUGAAGACACGAAAAGGCGAUUGAAGGAAUUGGUGAUGGAACUGAAGGACGCUGGUUAUGACGCUGACGACUUGCUUGAUGAGAUCCAGUUCCGGGUUCUGAAGCAACAGAUCGAACAACAAGGAGCUCUUGGGGAUGAGACAAGUAACCAAUCAUCUUCUUCUUCCGGUCUCCCUCCUUGGAAAAAGAUGAAAAUUUCGGUACCUGCAGUUAUCAGUCGCUUCUUCGGUAGAGAUGAUGUGAAUAGAGUGAGGAAAACUCAGAUGAAGUUAGACACAAUCACUACUUGCAUCGAUGAUCUCAUUAAUACAUUAGAUGCUGAUGAGAAACAGAUGAUAACGUCAGUAGUGGAACGAACCACCACUUCCUCACCCAUAGAAACUCGAGUAUUCGGACGAGAGGAACAGUUGAAUCAACUUCUGGGACUGUUGAUGCAAUCUGCCGACGGAUCCGGAUCUAGCAACAGUAGCAUCUCAACCUUAACUAUUGUUGGGAUCGGAGGGGUCGGAAAGACUACUCUUGCUCAGCAAGCGUACAACCACGCGAGGGUGCAGGACUGUUUUCAGCUUAAGGUCUGGGUCUGUGUAUCCGACAACUUCAACGUGGAGAGGCUUACCAAAGAGAUCAUAGAAUCCUUAACCAGGAAUACGUGUGAUCUCAAUAACUUUGAUACACUUCAAGUGGUAGUUAAGGAGAAGUUGACCUCAAAAAGGUUCCUGCUUGUCCUCGACGAUGUGUGGAGCGAGGACAGCCUGAAAUGGGAAAGAUUUUGUGCACCAUUGAAGCACGGAGAACCCGGAAGCAAGAUUUUGGUUACGACUCGCUCUAAAAAGAUUGCAGACAUGGUUGGCAAUCCGUUCCCUCUAGAUGGUCUGGAUGACGCCAGCUAUUGGGAAUUUUUCAAGCAAUGUGCAUUUGGUUCCGAAUACGCCGGUGAAUGUCCACAGCUAGAGGCCAUAGCAAAGAAGAUCGCUUACAGGUUGAAUGGGUUGCCACUUGCGGCAAGGACGGUAGGCGGGUUGUUGAAGCCGCAGAUGAAUGAGAAGCACUGGAGAAACAUCGCAGGGAGUGAAAUCUGGCAACUACAGCAUGACGAAAAGGGUGUCCUGCCAGUCCUACAAUUGAGCUAUCAAUGUCUUCCCCCAUACCUUAAGCGGUGCUUUGUUUUUUGUUCCCUGUUCCCCAAAGAUCAUCGAUUUUAUGAAGGAGAUGACUUGGUCCGGCUUUGGAUGGCAGAAGGCUACGUUGCUCAAGACAACAAUAUGACGAUCGAGGAUACAAGAAGCCUCUACUUCAUUGACUUAGUGAAUAGGUCUUUCUUUCAGGAAGGUCCUGUGGGAUGGGAAUAUAUGAUGCAUGACCUGAUACAUGAUCUUGCUCAGUUUAUUUCAGAGGGGGAGUUUUGCAUGAUCGAUGAUGAUGAGUCGAAAGAGAUCCCUAAUACGAUUCGUCAUCUGUCAGCAACAUUAACCGAUAAAACUAAGUUAAUGGAGUUCUCCUGUUAUGAGAAAUUACGGACCCUCAUGAUCAAUUAUAAAAGUCAUUGGCAUGACAUUGGAGUCGAGGGCUCUUUGUUCCUCCAGUUUGAAAGAUUAAAAAACAUUCGAGUGUUGAUAUUACAGAGGUGUGGCUUGCGGGAGUUGCCUGAGACAAUUGGUGGCUCGAUACACCUCCGCUAUCUUGACAUAUCUCACAACUUCUACUUUAGGAGGCUGCCGGAGUCGUUAUGUGGUCUUUACAAUUUGCGAGUACUGGAUCUGUGGGGCUGUGAACUACAGAGUUUCCCGCACGGCAUGAGUAAGUUGAUCAACUUGAUGCAUCUUAAUGCAGAAGACAAAAUAAUUUCCGAGAUAAAUGAUGUUGGGAAGCUGACUUCUCUUCAAGGACUGUGUUCAUUUAAAGUACUCAAGGAUAAGGGACACGAGGUUGCCCAAUUAGGCAGUCUGAAAUAUCUUCAUGGAGAACUUCGAAUUACCAGCCUUGAGAACGUUGAGAGUCAACAAGAAGCAAACAAGGCUAAUCUGAACAACAAACAGUACCUUGGUGCACUGGCCUUAGAAUGGACAUCGGAUGAUGGCUCCAGUUUGGACGGCAACGAAUUAGUUGGGUCGGAGGAGGUACUUGAAGGUCUCCAACCACAUCAGGCUCUCCAACGUUUGAUGAUCGUAGGGUACAUUGGUGUCAGAUCACCCAGUUGGCUGCAGGCACAAUUGUUAGCGAAUCUGAGAACUCUUAGAUUGAUAAACUGCAAAGCAUGGAAGGAUCUUUCAUAUAUUGGACAGCUACCGAAUCUCAAGAAACUUUACGUGAAGGGAAUGCCUGCAGUGAAACAAAUAAGUCAUGGAUUAAGUACAGAGAGCAAGUUCUUGCCUAAUCUGGAAGAGCUAGUGCUGGAGAACAUGGUGGCACUGGAGGAACUCCCGAGUCUUGGACAACUGCCGUAUCUCAAGGUUCUUCGCAUCGAGAGAAUGCCGGUAGUGAAGAAGGUGGGCGAUGGAUUCUUUGGUUCUAGAGACCAAGACAAGUGUUUUCCUAGCUUGGAGGAGCUCAAGUUUAGGGGCAUGCCACAAUGGGAAGAGUGGUCUUGGGCUGAUGGCCGACAGCUGUUUCCCUGCUUGCGAAUUCUUGAAAUUGUACGGUGCCCGAGGCUUAAGAGGUUGCCACCCCUCCCUCCGCUUGAAACAUUAAGAUUAGAUGAAGUCGGAUUGACAGAAGUUGCAGGGUUACGGGAAGGAAUCCAUGGAGGCGGCAGUUGUAUAACUGCUUCUCUUUCAUCAUUAGAAAUAAUUCAAUGUCCAAAUCUAAGAAAUCUGGAAGAAGGGUUGCUAUCGCACAGCUUCCAAAAUAUCCGUGACAUUGCGAUAUUGGAAUGCGCUGAACUCGUGUGGCUGCCGGUGAAGGAGUUUAAAGAGCUCACCUCCCUUGAGAAGUUGUCAAUCCGCAGUUGCCCGAAGCUCUUGAGCAUGACGCAAGAUGGGGACAAUGACAUCCUCCUCCCACCCUCAAUCAAGCAACUAAUGCUGUCUGACUGUGGGAAUCUGGGAAAAUUGCUACCGGGCUUCCUGCACAAUUUGACCUCACUCACACGAUUGGAAAUAUGCGGCUGCUCGUCCAUAGAAUCUCUUCCAGAAACGUCGCUGCUUCACCUGAAACGACUUGAAUAUCUGAAGAUUUGGAAAUGUGGUGAGUUGAGAUCAAUAGACGGGUUGCGAGUUCUGGAAUCCCUCAGAGAAUUGACCAUCAAACUAUGUCCCAAGCUGUUGCUGAAUAAAGGGAAUGAGCAAGUGGAGGGUUUGUCGCUGCCUAAAUUAUGCAUCGACGACACAGCCCUGUUCAAACUAUCGCUCUUAAGAAGGACACUUCCAUCCGUCCGUGCUCUCACAAUCUCAAACUUUCCUCGAGCGACGAUGUCUGAUGAGGAGGAGCAGUUGUUGCGAAGCCUCACAGCUCUCAGAUCGCUAGAAUUCUUCAAUUGCGAGAAUCUACAAUCGCUACCGAGAGAGUUGCAUGCCCUUUCCUCCCUCCGGCUUUUAAAAAUAAUUAGAUGUCCGAAGAUUCAGGUGCUACCUGAGAAGGGGCUACCGACGUCCCUCACGAAUCUAAUUUUCAGUUAUUGCCAUCGGAUGCUGAGGGAGCAGCUGGAAAAGCACUUGGCCGAGAUGAAGAGCUCGGGUAUAAAAGGAGUAGCUCGGAUAUCAUUUGAAGGACUAUUUAAGAGGAUUGUACAAUCCUCUAACCUUUGUGCUUGGAGAAAGAAGGAUCAGCCCUGCACUGCGAUGUCGUCGUGGAUACUACCAGGCUUGGGAUCGCUCGGAGAGGCUUUCAUCGGGAGCUUGAUAGGUAAGAUCACCGACUAUGUGAUCGAAAGUGUUUCGGAGGUGUUCGGAGUCGGAGCUAAUCCCGGAGACGGAACUGACCUCCUCAAGCUGAAGACUACUCUUACCAAGACUAAGAACAUCAUCGGCGGAGUCGAGAACAUGUGGAUUAAAGAUGAAGACACGAAAAAGCAAUUGAAGGAAUUGGUGAUGGAACUGAAGGACACUGCUUAUGACACUGAGGACUUGCUUGACGAGAUCCAGUUCUGGGUUCUGAAGAAACCGAUCGAGCAACAAGGAGCUCAGGGUGAUGAGGCAAGUAACCAAUCAUCUUCUGCUCCCGGUCUCUCUCGUUGGAAAAAGAUGAGAAUUUCGGUUCCUAAAUUUACCAGUCGCUUCGUCGGUAGAGAAGAUUAUGUAAAUAGAGUGAGGGAAAAUCGGAAAAAGUUAGAUGAAAUCAAUACUUGCAUCGAGGUUCUCAUUAAUACAUUAGAUGCUGAAGGGAAACAGAUGAUAACGUCAGUAGUGCCUCGAACCACCACUUCCUUUCCGAUAGAAACUCUAGUAUUCGGACGAGACGAACAGCUGAAUCACCUUCUGGAACAGUUGAUGAAAUCUGCCGAUGGAUCCGGAUCCAGCAACAGUAGCAUCUCUACCGUAACUAUUGUUGGGAUCGGAGGGGUCGGAAAGACUACUCUUGCUCAGCAAGCCUACAACCACGAGAGGGUGAAGGACUAUUUUCAUCCUAAGGUCUGGCUCUGUGUAUCGGAUAACUUCAACGUGGAGAGGCUUACCAAAGACAUCGUAGAAUCCAUAACCGAGGAAAAGUGUGAUCUCAGCAACCUUGAUACACUUCAAGUGGUUGUUAAGAAGAAGCUGACCUCAAAAAGGUUCCUGCUUGUCCUCGACGAUGUGUGGAACGAGGACGGCCUGAAAUGGGAAAGAUUUUGUGCAUCAUUGAGGUACGGAGAACAAGGAAGCAAGAUUUUGGUUACAACUCGCUCUAAAAAGAUUGCAGAAAUGGUUGGCAAACCGAUCCCUCUAGGAGGUCUGGAUGAAGCCAGCUAUUGGGAAUUUUUCAAAAAAUGUGCAUUUGGUUCCGAAGACGCCGGUGAAUUUCCACAGCUAGAAGCCAUAGCAAAGAAGAUCGCUGGCAGGUUGAAGGGGUUGCGACUUGCGGCAAGGACGGUAGGCGGGUUGUUGAAAGCGCAGAUGAAUGAGAAGCACUGGAGAAACAUCGCAGGGAGUGAAAUAUGGCAACUACAGCAUGACGAAAAUGGUGUCCUGCCAGUCCUACAAUUGAGCUAUCAAUGUCUUCCCCCACACCUUAAGCGGUGCUUUGUUUUUUGUUCCCUUUUCCCCAAAGAUAAUCGGUUUGAUGGAGAGCACUUGGUCCAACUUUGGAUGGCAGAAGGCUACGUUGAUCAAGACAAUAUGAAAGACAAUAUGACGUUGGAGGCUGUAGGAAGUGACUACUUCCAUGAGUUAGUGAACAGGUCUUUCUUUCAGGAAGCUCCUUGGGGAUCGACAUAUGUGAUGCAUGAUUUGAUACACGAUCUUGCUCAGUUUAUUUCAAAGGGAGAGUUUUGCAGGAUCGAUGAUGAUGAGUCGAAAGAGAUCCCUAAUACGACUCGUCAUAUAUCAGCAACAUUAACCGAUGGAACUAAGUUAAUGGAGCUCUCCUGUUAUGAUAAAUUGCGGACCCUCAUGAUCAAUUCCAAAAGUCAUUGGUUUAGCUUUGGAGUCGAGAGCCCUUUGUUCAUUCAGUUUGAAAAAUUAAAAAACAUUCGAGUGUUGAUAUUGCGCAACUGUGGCCUGCGGGAGUUGCCUGAGAAAAUUGGUGGCUUGAUACACCUCCGCUACCUUGACAUAUCCUACAACCGUUACAUUAAGUGGCUGUCGGAGUCAUUAUGUGAUCUUUAUAAUUUGCGAGUACUGGAUCUGUCUGAAUGUGACCUGCAGAGUUUACCGCACGGCAUGAGUAAGUUGAUCAACUUGAUGCAUCUUAUUGUAGAAGACAAAAUAAUUUCCGAGAUAAAUGAUGUUGGGAAGCUGACUUCUCUUCAAGAACUGUGUUCAUUUAAAGUACUCAAGGAUCAGGGACACGAGGUUGCCCAAUUAGGCAGUCUGAAACAACUUCGACAACUUCGAAUUACCAACCUGGAGAACGUUGAGAGUAAACAAGAAGCAAGCAAGGCUAAUCUGAACAACAAACAGUAUCUUGAAAAACUGGUCUUAGAAUGGACAUCGGAUGACGGCAAUGAAUUAAUUAUGUCGAAGGAGGUACUGGAAGGUCUCCAACCACAUCAGGCUCUCAAACGUUUGACGAUCAGAGGGUACACUGAUAACUCUUGGUUUGAAAAAUUGCAAAGCAUGGGAGGAUAUUUCAUGUAUUGGACAGCUACCGAAUCUCAAGAAACUUUACGUGAAGGGAAUGCCUGCAGUGAAACAAAUAAGUCAUGGAUUAAGUACAGAGAGCAAGUUCUUGCCUAAUCUGGAAGUGCUAGUGCUGGAGAACAUGGUGGCAUUGGAGGAACUCCCGAGUCUUGGACAAUUGCCGUGUCUUAAGGUUCUUCGCAUCGAUCAAAUGUCAACAAUGACGAAGGUGGGCCACGGGUUCUUUGGUUAUAGAGAUCAA
Musa acuminata AAA Group (dessert banana) is the source of this 6494-nucleotide messenger RNA. Its product is annotated as putative disease resistance protein At3g14460. Gene Ontology annotation, molecular function: ADP binding. Lineage: Eukaryota; Viridiplantae; Streptophyta; Magnoliopsida; Zingiberales; Musaceae. The coding region runs from base 29 to 6349 and encodes 2106 amino acids. The record is from RefSeq and is a predicted model, not a curated record. The transcript has 3 exons. Gene Ontology annotation, biological process: defense response to other organism.